AUGUCCGCAGAAAAUCUAGCCUGCGAGGAACACUUUCGAUCGCAAUUUGACCGUGACACCGUAACCGGUAGGUAUAUUGUUCGCCUUCCAUUCAAGGAUAAUGUGGUAAAACUCGGGGAAUCACAAUCAGUGGCGCUCAAACGAUUCCACAGUUUAGAACGCAAGCUUUCUAAGUGCCCAGAUGUAAGGCGCGAAUAUGAAACAUUUAUGGACGAGUAUUUGAGAUUGGGACACAUGUCCCUACUUAAGACUUCACCCACCGAGCAGGGCUAUUAUUUACCGCACCACUCCGUAGUAAAGCAAUCAAGCUUAACCACAAAACUCCGGGUUAUUUUCGAUGCAUCGGCCAAAACGUCAAACGGGAUCUCUCUAAAUGACGCGUUACUGGUAGGACCGACCAUUCAGGAGGAUCUCUUCUCCAUAUUAGUGCGUUUUCGAUCACACUCAUAUGUGAUGACCGCUGAUGUGGAGAAGAUGUACCGUCAGAUUCUGGUUCACUCGAAGGACCGCGUGUACCAGAAGGUUUUGUGGCGCUCGAAUGUCUGCGAUCCGAUUAAAACGUACACGUUGAAUACGGCAACCAACGGCACAUCCGCUGCACCCUUUCUAGCCAUUCGAACAUUACAUCAGCUCGCCGCUGACGAAGGGAAGGAGUUCUCGCGGGCAGCUACAAUAAUUCGCGAGGAUUUCUACGUAGAUGACCUUCUGACUGGGGCUAGAACAUAUGACGAGGCCGUGAUUAUACGCGACGAAUUAAUAAACAUCUGUAAACGAGCUGGAUUUAAACUCCGCCAAUGGGCAGCGAAUGACGAGCGACUGACAGAGACAUUAGGUGACAGAACAAACAACCGACUUUUACGACUUGACCUGGACGAUACGGUAAAGACGUUAGGACUAUGCUGGAAUGCUAAACACAACAUGAUUACAUAUGACAUUCAAGAACUAAGGCAACCCAACCGCGUGACUAAACGAACAAUACUCUCUCAAACUGCAACGCUUUUCGAUCCUCUUGAAAUAUUGGGACCCGUAAUCGUACGCGCAAAAAUAUUAUUACAAUCGCUCUGGAAACUACAGCUGGAUUGGGACGAAUCAGUACCGUUGGACAUCCACACCCAAUGGAGUACAUACUGUCGCGAUUUAAUUCAAUUAAAGAAUUUAAAUAUAAGACGACAGAUCACUCCAAAGGAGUAUGAAAUGUUGCAAUUACACGGAUUCUGCGAUGCCAGUGAGCAAGCUUAUGGGGCGUGCAUUUACAUUCGCGGAGUCGACAAACACGGUAAAACUUCAACACAGUUAAUAGCCUCGAAAUCAAGGGUUGCCCCAAUUAAAACAAUCACUUUGCCACGAUUGGAGUUGUGCGCAGCUCAUCUAUUGUCAAAGCUAUACGAAACCGUUAUAGGCGCACUCCGUAGAUUAUCAUUCCAAAAACCGAUAUUUUGGUCAGACUCUACCAUAGUGCUACAUUGGAUACGGACAUCACCGCAUUUACUAAAAACAUUUGUGUCACAUCGAAUCGCAGACAUUCAGAGACUCACCCAAGCGCACGAAUGGCACCAUGUACAAUCUGCGGACAAUCCGGCUGAUCUAAUAUCGUGCGGCUCUAAUGUAGCAACCCUACUAAACGAUCAUCUUUGGCAUCAUGGUCCCGAAUGGUUAGGCGAGCUAGAAAUAGAAUGGCCUUUUAAUCAGUUGGAUUUGGCGACAAAAGUUCCGGAAAUGCGACCUCUCGUAGCACUGCAUACACAAAAUGGCGAAUUCAAUUUAUUCGAAAGAUACUCCUCCUAUGGGAAACUCAAUCGAGUCGUGGCAUACAUAUUACGUUUCCGAUUCAUCACUUCUCGCAAGGAAUCUCAAGGCAGGACUCUAACUGCCACAGAACUUCGCGAAGCGGAACAAUGCAUCGUAAAAUGCAUCCAAGGUAGAGCGUAUAAGAAUGAACUUCAUGCGUUAGGGGCAGGUAGUCUCACCACAUCAUUAGCACCCCUAAAUCCAUUUAUAGAUGCGACAGGUAUUUUACGCGUCGGCGGUCGGUUAUCUAAGGCGCAUAUACAACCCGAUAUGAAGCAUCCGAUACUACUACCGAAAGACGAGCAUAAAACAAAAUUGAUAAUACAAGAGCAUCACAUUAAUAGCCUCCACGCCGGCACGCAAGCCACACUAAACAACUUACAGCAAAAAUUUUGGAUUCCUAACGGAAGGAAUGUUGUGCGUAGGAUAAUCCACCGUUGUACGACAUGCCAUCGUGCAAAACCGCCAAUCGCGAGCUAUAAGAUGAGCGGCCUACCUGCCUCGCGUCUUGCAGAAGCGAGACCCUCCUUACGAGCCGGUGUCGAUUAG
This is a messenger RNA of Nomia melanderi (Alkali bee), 2337 nucleotides long. The record is from RefSeq and is a predicted model, not a curated record. NCBI's taxonomy places the organism in Eukaryota, Metazoa, Arthropoda, Insecta, Hymenoptera, Halictidae.